This is a messenger RNA of Bactrocera tryoni, 2786 nucleotides long. Its product is annotated as F-box only protein 9. The transcript is spliced from 3 exons. Bases 937 to 2388 code for a protein of 483 amino acids. NCBI's taxonomy places the organism in Eukaryota, Metazoa, Arthropoda, Insecta, Diptera, Tephritidae. The record is from RefSeq and is a predicted model, not a curated record. Gene Ontology annotation, cellular component: SCF ubiquitin ligase complex. Gene Ontology annotation, biological process: SCF-dependent proteasomal ubiquitin-dependent protein catabolic process. Gene Ontology annotation, molecular function: protein binding.
GUUGUCGACGUCAAUAUAUUUGUUGUUUUGUUUUGAUCACACCGUAAAUAGCCAUUUUGAUGUAAUCGAAUUCCGGAAAAGAGUGUAAAAAAAUUUUAUACGAUGGAUUCAGCGAUAACCGGAGAACAGUUUACCGCUUAUAAAACACAAGUGCAACAAUUGUAAAGGUGGGAAUCCUUAAGGAGUCAAGGACACAAGAAGCCGAGUACAUGCAUGUACCUAUACCUACUUAAUAGUGAAAAUUGUUAAUGCGCAUUUGGAAAGCGCAGGUGAAAAGAACCGAACUUCUGACAAAAAAUAUUUAAUAACUAAAGUUUUGCUUAAUAUAAUAUAUAAACGUCUUUUAAACAUUUAAGAAACUACAGUGCAUCGUUCUUAAAUAGCCAAACAAAAAUUUUGGUGCCUAAGAAAAAUAUUUAAGAAUUUAGCUUUGAAGAAAGUCGGCUAUUUUUGAAAGUGAAGUGUUGUGUAUCUUUUAACCUUGACAUUGAUUGCCCGAAGCCUAUAAUGGCCAAUUGCUUUGUGAUUACGCCUAAAGUGUCGCCGGUUCUAUAUCUCUUCACCGCCAAGUUCUCCAACGUGUCAGCUACCGUAGCCGCCGCUGCGUGCGAAAUUUUACAAUUUAAGUUGAAGUGCCGCCGCCUCCUGGUGUCCGCAGUGUGCCAACAAUAUUCGCGACCCUUCAUCAUACGAUACAGCGACCGUGAACUAGCCGAACACGCCUAAAUUGCAAGCGCAACUUCUGUUCGAGCAGUUCGAACGCCAUAAUCUAAUAUUUAGCAAAAAUAAAAGUAUUAAGCAAAACAUUAAUACAAAACAGUGUGCAAAAAAAAGUUAAAUUUAUAUUGGUACCCGCAUAAUUUCACAACCUAAUCAGCGGUGCGUAAGCCGAUAGUCUCUUCUUCUUAGCGCGCACAGAUAAGUGUAGAAAUAAUCAUGUCGAAACCGGUACCUUUACUUGGUGGAGAAGAGGAUAAUGUGAGCCGACAACCGUCAACUGUAUCGCAACCGACAGCAGAAAUGAAUGACAUGGAUUCACCAUUACAUACAUUUACUACCGACAUACGCGUAGAGCUGGAAGAGUUUCGUGACAAUUGGCAACGUGAGCUGAAGGGUCAGAGUGAAACUGUAACAUCGAACAGAACCGUAGAGCAAAAGCAACAGUUGACCAAUAAUGUCACCGAUGUUGAUCAGCAUAAGCUGGCAGAAAAUCUAUUCCGCAGUGCCGUGGAGCUAGAACAGCGAGGCAAGGUUUAUGAUGCUGUGCCACUAUACCGAAAAGCUGUGCAAAUCGUACCGGACAUUGAAUUCAAAUACUAUGAACUACAGAAGAAAAAGUCGACAGCCGCUUCGAGCGGUAAUAAUGCAGACGGUAUUCGUUUGUUAGAAUCUGUGCAAGCAAAAGAAAAUGCAGAUGAAAUAGCAGAUAAUGAAGAGAUUAUUGAAGAUUUAUAUGAGAAGUUUCAAUUGGACUUGGCGGGUGCGGGUGGACGGUUACUACAGAGCAGCCGUGAUCCGAGUGUAAUUAGUACGGAAACACAUAUUUCUGAAUUACCGCCGGAAAUAUUAUUGUACAUCUUACGUUGGGUUGUAUCGGCGCAGUUGGAUAUGCAUUCGCUGGAGCAAUGCGCUACUGUCUGCAAGGGACUGUAUUUGUGUGCGCGCGAUGAGGAGCUGUGGCGUUUAGCGUGUGCCAAAGUGUGGGGUGUUAAUCUUGGUUCCUUGGGUGAACCAGUUAGCCGGUCAGCUGAACACCUAACAGAGACUACAGACACAACCCCCAUUGUGUACACUUCGUGGCGUCAAAUGUUCAUCAUGCGUGAGCGUGUUAUCUUUAAUGGCUGCUACAUAAGCAAGACAACCUAUUUGCGUAUGGGCGAGAACAGCUUCCAGGAUCAGUACUACCGUCCGGUGCAGCUGGUUGAAUAUUAUCGCUAUGUACGAUUUUUAGGGGAUGGACGUGUGCUCAUGAUGACCAGUGCCGAUGAGCCAGCACAGGGUGUGAAUAAGCUAAAGAAUGUGAAUCAAUUGCGCCCGGAAGUGCUCUGUGGCCAUUAUCGUCUCUACGGUGACUCUAUAACUAUUAUGCUAAAGAAACAACAACAACCGUCACAUAGUAACCACCAUCAAUAUGCGCGUCAUCGUCGCGGUAGCAUGGCUAUAUUCAACGAUGAGCCAAAUUGUACAAAAUAUUGUAUUGAAUUUCGUAUAACAAAUACGACAAAGCGCAAAUAUGCACGUCUACUAUGGGUGCACUAUUCCGUGGUGCAAACGCGUAAUAAAGUGGAGACUUCGUCACAGUUCGAAUUGACGCAGUCAAAGUAUCCACCGCUGUGGUUCUCGCCGGUUCGCAGCUACCACUUGGAUACCGAUGCGCCAAUCGCUUAAAAGCGCAACUUACAAACAAUUGUAUAUCCAGAAUAAUUAAGUAAAUUGAGAUUUUUCUGCGUACAAACAUACACAGUCGUAAUAUAUACUUAUAAUACAAAACAUAAAUUAAUUUUAAUUAAAAUAAGUACUCCUUGAAAUACAUAAAAAACUAAAAAGGGGAAAUAUGCGGUGGCUAAACGGUUGCUAUAUAUGGUCUACUAAGUAUAUAAUACUAUAUUUACUAAUACACACAAACUAUAUUUGUAGAGGCUAGUCUUUAAAGCUUGAAUACUGGAAUUUUCUAAUAUUAAGUAUGGGACUCGUUAAGUCUGGAUUUUAGUUUCCUAUUGGCUGUUGAUACAAAAUAUUCAUAUAAUAAAAUUAUCACAUAACCUAAAAUUGCUGGGUUCGAACAA